Messenger RNA from Dipodomys ordii (Ord's kangaroo rat), 786 nucleotides. RefSeq names its product C-type lectin domain family 3, member A (gene Clec3a). The coding region runs from base 25 to 702 and encodes 225 amino acids. The record is from RefSeq and is a predicted model, not a curated record. NCBI's taxonomy places the organism in Eukaryota, Metazoa, Chordata, Mammalia, Rodentia, Heteromyidae. The transcript has 4 exons.
UGCAGGCUUCCCAGGGCCCCAGCCAUGGCAAAGAGCGGACUUGUAGUCUGCCUCCUGGUGAUCAGCUUGCUCCUGGACCAGGCCAGCAGCCACUCAUCCAGACUGAAGUCCAGAAAGCACAGCAAACGCCGCGUGAAAGAAAAGGAUGGAGAUCUGAAGUCUCAAGUUGAAAAACUCUGGCGAGAAGUCAAUGCCCUGAAGGAAAUGCAAGCUCUCCAGACAGUCUGUCUCCGAGGCACGAAAGUUCACAGGAAAUGCUACCUGGCUUCAGAAGGCCUGAAACACUUCCACGAGGCCAAUGAAGACUGCAUUUCCAAAGGGGGGACCUUGGUGGUCCCCAGGAACUCUGACGAGAUCAAUGCCCUCCGAGACUAUGCUAAGAGAAGCCUGCCUGGGGUCAAUGACUUUUGGGUGGGCAUCAAUGACAUGGCCACAGAAGGCAAGUUUCUCGAUGUCAAUGGAAUGGCUGUCUCCUUCCUCAACUGGGACCGUGCACAGCCCAAUGGUGGCAAGCGUGAAAAUUGUGUCCUGUUCUCCCAAUCGGCUCAGGGAAAAUGGAGUGAUGAGAUCUGCCGUACCAGCAAGAAGUACAUAUCUUUUCGGGAAUUUCUCAGUCAAAUAAAACAACAACAACAAGAAAAACUCCCCCAAACCCCACAAAAACAGAAACUAAAACUAAUGAAGCUGUACACUUGUCAGUAGUCUACUCUUGGCAUUAAGUUAUGACUUCCAACUUAAAUGAGAAACCAGAAAAGAAGAGUAGACGAUGACGGUGGGGGUGGGGGA